Molecule: messenger RNA, 2773 nt
Organism: Empidonax traillii (willow flycatcher)
Lineage: Eukaryota; Metazoa; Chordata; Aves; Passeriformes; Tyrannidae
Gene: ARHGAP39
Product: Rho GTPase activating protein 39
Exons: 9
Biological process (GO): signal transduction
Cellular component (GO): cytoplasm; cytoskeleton
Molecular function (GO): protein binding; GTPase activator activity
Source: RefSeq, a predicted model, not a curated record
CCCAACACCUCGCGCUUCUACUACUACAACGCCAGCAGCCAGCGCACCGUGUGGCACCGGCCCCGCGACUGCGACAUCAUCCCCCUGGCCAAGCUGCAGACGCUGAAGCAGAACACAGAGUCGCCCCCGCCCCAGAACAGCCCCGGGCGCAGCAGCACCGUCAGCAGGGAGGGCAGCACCGGCUCGUCCCUCGAGCAGGACAUCGACACCGACAAGGGGCAGGGGCAGCAGCGGCAGGGGCAGCACUACGGGGGGCUCAAGGAGGAGCCCGACAGCAGCUCCGGUUCGGGAGUGUUCGAGAAGGACUAUGAGAUGUUCCGGGAUUACAGCUCCGAGGGGCAGCUCCUGCACUACAGGACGUCCUCCCUGCGCUGGAACGCGGGCACCAAGGAGCGGAUGCUGAUCAAGGUGACGGAGCGCGAGCCCAGCUUCCUGCUGCACCAGGGCAACGGCUACGCCGCCGACCCGCCCGCCAUGCCGCGCUCCCGCCGCCCCUCGGGGGGCCAGCAGCCAUCCCCCGGCCUGCAGACCUUCUCCUCGGACGCCGACAGCUCCGGCUCCGUCUUCUUCCCGGAGAGGAAAGCGUCUCCCUUCCCGAAGCGGGCCGAGCACGGGGGCGGCUGCUCCCCCCUGCUGGGCCGGGCCGACUCGUUCUGCUCGGCGCUGCAGGCCCAGCCCCGCCGGGCCUCGGGCGAGUCGCAGCCGUCGUCGCCGCGCUACGCCUAUGAACCCCCCCUCUACGAGGAGCCCCCCGUGGAGUACCAGGCGCCCAUCUACGACGAGCCCCCCGUGGACAUGCAGUACGAGGCCGGCGGCGGCGGGGCCUACAAGGCCGCCUCGCCCCAGAAAUCGCCGGUGCGGAAGCCCCAGCCCUUCCUGCAGUCGCCCAAGCAAGGCCCCAACUCGCCCUACCAGCAGCUGGUGCUCACCAAGCAGAAGUGCCCCGAGCGCUUCAUGAGCCUGGAGUACAGCCCAGCCGGCAAGGAGUACGUCAGGCAGUUGGUCUACGUGGAGCAGGCGGGCUCCAGCCCCAAGAUGAAGACGGGCUUGAGGCACAAGUACUCCCCCAACCCCAUCGGCGGGUCCUACUCGCUGCAGCACAGCCCCUGCCUGCUGCGGGACCAGCGGCUGGACGUCAAAUCCGGCGAUUACAGCAGCAUGGAAGGGCCCGACUUCUGCCCCGGCGGCGGCGGCCAAGCGGCCCAGGGCGAGGACUCCAUGUCGUGGUCCAGCCAGCAGGACACCCUGUCCUCCACCGGUUACUCACCCUCCACCAGGAAGAGGAAAAGCCGGAAGCCUUCGGUGGCCCACGAGCCCAACGCCUCGGCCGCCGACGGCUGCGGGGAGCGGGAGGCGCCGGCCGAGCAGAUGCUGGGGGACGAACGGGGGCCCAACCGCUCGCCCAUGAACCGGACGGAGAGCAAGGCGGCCGAGGCCUUCCCGGAGCCCUUCCUGGCCCAGGCCAGGCUGGCUUGGGAAGCGCAGCAGGCCCAUUACCACAUGAAGCAGAGGAGCAGUUGGGAUUCCCAAAAGGACGGGUCGGGCUACGAGAGCGAUGGUGCCCUCCCCCUGCCCAUGCCGGGCCCCGUGGUGAGGGCCUUCAGCGAGGACGAGGCGCUGGCGCAGCAGGAGAACAAGCACUGGAAGAGGAACACCUUCGAGAAGCUGGGCUUCCCCCAGAUCCUGCUGGAGAAGAGCGUCUCCGUCCAGACCAACCUGGCCUCUCCCGAGCCCUACCUGCACCCGUCCCAGUCCGAGGACCUGGGCGCGUGCGCGCAGUUCGAGAGCGGCCGCCAGAGCCGGAACAUGAUGCCCAGCGCCAGCUGCGUCUUCCCCACCUUCAACCUGCGCAAACCCUCCUCGGAGACGGACAUUGAGAACUGGGCCUCCAAGCACUUCAACAAGCACACCCAAGGCCUCUUCCGCCGCAAGGUCUCCAUCGCCAACAUGCUGGCCUGGAGCAGCGAGUCCAUCAAGAAGCCCAUGAUCAUGACCAACGACCGCAACGUCAAGAAGGAGGCGUGCGAGAUCUUCAAGCUCAUCCAGAUGUACAUGGGCGACCGCCGGGCCAAGACGGACCAGCUCAACGUGGCCUUGGAGAUCGCCACCAAGGGCUGGAGCAUGCAGGGCCUGCGAGACGAGCUCUACAUCCAGCUAUGCCGCCAGACCACCGAGAACUUCCGUUACGAGAGCCUGGCCCGGGGCUGGGAGCUCAUGGCCAUCUGCUUGGCCUUUUUCCCGCCCACCCCCAAAUUCCACUCCUACCUAGAGGGAUACAUUUACCGGCACAUGGAUCCGGUCAAUGACACCAAAGUGACGCGGCACAUCCGUCACCUCCUGGAAAGGACCAAUCAGAAGAAACCCAAAUUGCGAAAGAAACCCAAGCCCCAAAUCGAGGAGCGCCAUGGGGUGGCUAUCAGCACUUACGCCAAGUACUGCUACAACAAACUCCAGAAGGCGGCUCUGACCGGGGCCAAGAAGGGCCUGAAGAAGCCGAACAUCGAGGAGAUCCGGCACGCCAAGAACGCCGUGUUCAACCCAUCCAUGUUUGGCAGCUCCCUGCAGGACAUCAUCCACCUGCAGAAGGAGCGCUACCCCGAGCGCCAGCUGCCCUGGGUGCAGACACGCCUGUCCGAGGAGGUCCUGGCGCUCAACGGUGACCAGACCGAGGGCAUCUUCAGGGUCCCCGGGGACAUCGACGAGGUCAACGCCCUCAAGCUGCAGGUGGACCAGUGGAAGAUCCCAACGGGCUUGGAGGACCCCCACGUUCCUG